AUGGGGAUCUCUCUCAAGCAUUUAAGCUUCGUGAUGCUGGUGCUGCAGAACACAGCGUUGUCCAUUGUAUCCAAGUAUUCGCGUGCCGAGCCCGGACCUAAGUACCGUCCCAGCUCGGUGGUGCUACUCGUGGAGAUGCUCAAAUUCCUGCUGUGCUACCUCAUGUUGCUCAAAACCAAGCGAGGCAACGUCAAGGCGUCUGUUCGCACGCUACAGAUUGAAGUCUUCGCUGACAAGACGGGGCUCACGAAGAUGGCAGUGCUCGCCUUCCUGUACGCGCUGCAGAAUAUGUUCGCCAUCGUGGCCUACGAUUAUGUGGAUGUGGCCACGUACCAGAUCGUGUAUCAGCUUAAGAUCAUCACCACCGCUAUGUUCAUGAUCGUGCUGCUACAUCGACGCUUUAGCGUCGUACAGUGGUGCGCCAUGGUCGCUUUAAUGGCGGGUGUUGUCGUCUGCUCGUACUCGCGCCUACCGAGUGGAUCACAGCACACUGAUGAAGCCACAAACAGCAAGCGAUUCAUCGGUGUCUGCAUUAUGCUUGGGUUAGCUGUAAAUUCAGGCCUCGCAGCGGCCUACUUCGAGCGUGUAAUGAAGUCACACAAGGGCGUUCAAACACAACAGACGCUAGACCCGCUCUGGACACGGAAUCUGCAGCUGUCCGCCAUCUCUGUUGGCGUUACGUGCUUCGACCUCGUGCGUAAUUUCGGCGAAGUAUGGACGAACGGCUUUUUCCACGGUUUUCACCCAACGGUCUUCGCAGUCAUUUUUCUUCAGGCCGUCGGUGGACUUACUAUCGCUGCUGUCGUGCGCUACUCGGACAACAUUGUCAAAAAUUUUGGCACGUCCUUCUCGCUUAUCCUAUCGUGCAUCAUCUCCAACUAUAUGUUCGGCCAGACGGCCACGUUCUCAUUUUACUUUGGUGUAUUCCUCGUGGUUGGCGCAGUCUUCGUCUACGGUGACAGUCGGUUUGCCAUCAAACCCGUCGCGGCCAAGAAGGAUCGCCAGUCCACGACCGAUGGAUCGAUACACGAAAUCGCCAUCGACACCAAAACCACGCAGGUCGUGCACUCUGGAAGCAGGAACUUUGUUGCGCGGUCUGUGCAAACAUUUAAUGGGCUGGACGUGCCCUGUCCACGUCAUGAAUCAUAG
Phytophthora infestans T30-4 is the source of this 1149-nucleotide messenger RNA. Its product is annotated as UDP-N-acetylglucosamine transporter, putative. Gene Ontology annotation, molecular function: UDP-galactose transmembrane transporter activity. The record is from RefSeq and is a predicted model, not a curated record. The transcript has 2 exons. Gene Ontology annotation, cellular component: Golgi membrane. The coding region runs from base 1 to 1149 and encodes 382 amino acids. Gene Ontology annotation, biological process: pyrimidine nucleotide-sugar transmembrane transport. Lineage: Eukaryota; Oomycota; Peronosporomycetes; Peronosporales; Peronosporaceae.